Molecule: messenger RNA, 1697 nt
Organism: Xiphophorus maculatus (southern platyfish)
Lineage: Eukaryota; Metazoa; Chordata; Actinopteri; Cyprinodontiformes; Poeciliidae
Product: B-cell receptor CD22-like
Exons: 5
Coding region: 197-991 (264 amino acids)
Source: RefSeq, a predicted model, not a curated record
ACUUCAAACAGUAAAGUUGUUGUGCUAAAAGUAUAAAUUUGUGGAACUUAAGCAAGAAAUAAGCAGAUUUUUUAGGAGUAGUUAGGUUGUUUUUUUUUCACACAAUUGGAAAACCAUUACCAUGUUUCCAAACACUCAUACUCUAACAUAAGCUAAUAAAAAAAAAGAUUGACACAGAGGUUAUCCAAAUGCUAAAAUGCUAUUCUUUUUUUCUCUUUUACAUCCACCGAGCUUCCCCGUUGUUUCACAUAGUUUUCCAGGUGAAGUAGUGGAGGGAAACUCGGUGACUUUGACUUGUAGCGCUGAUGCUAAUCCAGGAGCUACUUACACGUGGCACAAGGAGCACGAAGCCAAUCCUCUCAGCAAAGGCCCAAAACUUGUUUUCAAGUCUGUUCAGUCGUCUGAUUCUGGAAAAUAUUUCUGCACGGCUGAGAACGUUCUCAACAGGACGACUUCAGACGGCUUCUUGAUUGACGUGGAAUAUGCUCCAAAGCUUCCCUUGGUCUCGUUGAGUCCGUCUGGUGAGGUCAUGGAGGGCAUUUCACUGACGCUCACCUGCAUCAGUGAUUCAAACCCCGCCGCUAAUUACACCUGGUUCAAAGAAAAUGAGAAAACGCCACAAAGUUCAGGACAAAAUCUCACCAUCACAAAUAUUGGCCGACAGCAUAGUGGCCUUUACUACUGCGAAGCUCACAACAGCAGAGGGAGUCACAAAUCUGCCAUACAUCUUACUGUUGCUGCAAGGUACAGAAACAUGAUGUUCAAGAUAAUGAACAUCAUAAGGUUGGCUGUAGCUGCACUGCUGCUGCUGAUUCUUCUGUUUGCUUCUUCUCUUUGUACGAGGAAGAAGAAACCAACUGAAUCGAAGGAACAUGUCGAGAACAUAGAGCUGGACUUGUGUAAUGAAUAUGAGAACAUCUCGACCUUGAGAGCCUUUGUUGCAUCGCAGGAGGAGGAGAGAAGCAAACCAACCCAACGUGAAACCAAGUGAAGUUACGACUUUAUGGGUAGAUGGACAGGAAUGAGAUCUUAACCAAAACGAUGACAUCUGGUGGCAGAAAUAAACAUUUUCAAACAGUGGCUAUAUUUUUAUAUUUUAUGCCUUGUGUUGGCUACUUUGUAAACGUAGCUGGGUAAAGUCAAGUUACUAGUUUAAUAGUGGUGUACCUUCCAAUUACUCAAUACCUAAUUAUAUUUAGACAUUUUAAUUACUGUUUAACACAUUUAAAUGUCUGGUAACGGCUGAAGGGCAAACGGCCUGCGAUCUAGAGGCAAGUGAAGUAACACGGUGUGGUGCCGUCAAGCAAAUUGGACAAUGUGGAUUCAAUGCUUUCAAAAAGUAAUUUCAUUUUUGCGUUGUGAUGUUUCAUCCUCUACAUAAAAUGUUUUUCUCCUAAAUACAUUUCAUGUAGUACAUGGCCACCCAAUGUGAGUGCUGCAUAAGAACAAUGAAACAAAAUCUGUAAAUAAAUACAGAUUGUGACACUGUGGAGGUGAGACCACAUGUAGAAAUGUUCAGAUGUUUAUAGCAGGUGUCCUAACAAAAAUAUCCAUGUCGAUCCGUCCUGCCUGAAACAUGCAGACUGGAGUUACGUCAUUUUGAGAAUCAGCUGGUCCAGCUGUUCUUCCUGUAUAAGUUUCCUGUUUCUGUGUUUAAAGUGCCGUAUUUUACGGACUAUAGAGCGCACCUCACUAUA